Molecule: messenger RNA, 2078 nt
Organism: Pieris brassicae (large cabbage white)
Lineage: Eukaryota; Metazoa; Arthropoda; Insecta; Lepidoptera; Pieridae
Product: U1 small nuclear ribonucleoprotein 70 kDa
Exons: 12
Coding region: 115-1407 (430 amino acids)
Source: RefSeq, a predicted model, not a curated record
AACCGCGAUCGACAAUCGCCAUAUUGUUUUAAUACAUUUUAAAGGGUUUAAACUAUUUUUAUUUCGUUGGUGAUUUAGUUGAUCAUAUAGUUAUCACAAUAAACAAUUAUUGAAAUGGAUUCACUAGUCGGUUACGGAAGCGAUGAUGAUAUUGAAACUGAGCGCUAUGGACAUCAAGCAUCGGUGGGGAGCCAUCGUAGAAGAGAAGAUGACACUAACUAUGAUCAAGUCAACAUGGAUCUAAGUGAGGAUUCCCAAGGAGAAGAGUCUGAGCCAGAAUUGCCGCAGGCUGAGUCACGGGUAUUACGACAGACAUCUGGAGAGGACCAGUCAAGCUCUACUGACAGUCGAGACGCAGAACGCCCACGGGAAUAUGGCAAAGAUCGUGAGCGUGACCGUCAUCGCGACCGUGACCGUGAUCGCGAACGGAAAGACAAGCGCCGCGAAUCACCGCGGAGGGACCGUGAACGCUCUGAAAGAGAUCGUCGCUCGCCACGCAGAGACGAUAAAUACAGAUCGGAUCGUAUUGAAAGGCCACGUGAUGCACCACGUCGAGGAUUACUUGGCGACAGACCAGACGAUAGACACCCGCCUAUUGAUAGCAAGAUGCCAGCAUUAAUGGAUCUUAAACCAUUUGGAAGUGACGGGCCGCCCAGGAUAAAAUCACAAGACGCUCGUGACGCUGUAUCUCCCAGGUUUGUAGAUCGUCGGGAACGUGAUCAUGAGCGUGAUCAUGGACGCGACCGUGACUCUGACCGUGACCGCGAACGAGAACGCGAUUAUGAUGGCAGACACAACCGACGUUCGGAAGAUAGACGGUCAUCGGGACGCGACAGAGGCAGCGAGAGGUCUCGAUCACGUGGUCACGCCUAUCCUCCCCCACACACGUCAAAUGAACGAAGAUCACCCUCAUCUGGUGACUACAGACCGUCUUCAUACAAAGUCAAUAAGAAGCUCGAGGUUAUGGAAAAAAUGGGAUUACAAAUCAAAACACCAGAUGGUUCUAUGACAACGGCGCAGCAGUUACGCGCUGCUGCUGGUGAUCAUCCUUCAGGUCUUCCAGGCUAUUGCAAUCCUGGCUCUAAUCCUGCCAGCAAGAUAUUGGAUCAGGUACAAAAACGUAAACUUCUCUGGUCAAACAAGACAAAGUCUGCAGAAGAAGAAGCUGCUAAAUGGAGUGGGGCGCGAUUCUCGCAGGACAACGAUGGAAAACAAGUCUCCAAGUUUAUGCGGCUUAUGGGAAUUAAGGAUCCUAGUGCAGCCAAAGGCGAAGUUCCCGAUGAUGCAGACCCUAACAAAAAGCAAGAAGAAUUGUUCCAAGCUAUGCAGGCACAAUAUGAAGUGGCUCGAGCAACUACACACACUAUGAGAGGAGUGGGUUUAGGUUUUCAACGUGGACAGUAUUGACAAGUGUAAAUUCAAGUCAAAUCUCUAUCGCAUUAAUCUAUAAAAUCUUAUUCUUAAGUCACUGGUAGUAGUUUCAUCUAUACUAGAACUACAAUAGUAUUUUUAUGUACAUACCUGAUAACAAUUUGUAUUAAUGAUAAAUUUUCAAUAAUUAUGAAACAUAAAGAAUUUUUGUCUCUUAUUAGAUUUAACGGUCAAUUAAUGUUUUAUGCUUCGUAAUUUUAUUUUGUUAUUCUGUUCAUUAUUACAUUUUGUCCAUUUGUAAAUUUUUUCUUGACAUCUGACCCAUGUUGUAUUUCUAUGAGCUCACUGUAAAAAGUCACCGAAACUAUCAAUUGUGUUUGCGGGGUUUCCUGAGAUGUACAGAAAAUAUUUUAUGUCUUAAUCUACUUUAAGACAGAGUCAAACAUUGAGACUUCUUUACAUAAGAUUUUUUAAUAAGGGCUCGAGUGAGAAUGCUCUUUAUAAACCUUAUGGUUUUAAUACAUUAAAAAUUUAAAGCUUUGUAUCUUUACAUGUAAAGAGAUUGUAUGUGUGAUAUAGCUUAAGUUAUGUAAAAAGAAGUAACUGCAAUGUUACCUUUGAUUUAAGUAUAAGUUAGUGUAAUAUUUCAUAAUAUGUAAUCUUUACAAUUAUUUUCUUUUUUGUUUCAAUAAAGUUAUAAUUUACCA